AUGGAGGGUAAGAGAAGGGCUGAGAGUCAAAUAAAUUUGUUUAGAGAGGUGUUCGAGGAUUGUGGAUUAGGGGACCUUGGCUGUUCUGGCCAUGGAUUUACUUGCUCCAAUAAGCAUUCUGAUCAAUCUUUUACAAAAGAAAGGUUGGAUAGGUUUGUGGUGAAUGACAAAUGCAAGUCUCUAUAUAAAGAAAUGAGAGUAGAGGCUUUGAGUGGAAGGUGUUCAGAUCAUUUGCCAAUACUAUUAUCUAUGGAUGAAGGUGAGCAAAGUAGGAUGAGAAAACUUUUUCCUUUUAGAUUUGAAGCUUGUUGGAUUAAGCAGGAGGAAUGUGUUGUAAUUAGAAGAGGAUGGGUGAAAGGGCAGUCUAUUGCAGAACCUUUUCAGAGAUUUCAAGCCAGACUCAAGAUUUGUAGUGGUUCCUUAUCUUCAUACUUUAAAAGAAGCGAUAAGGGGAGAGGGGGGAAGAUUGAACAGAUGUCAUGCAAGAUUAAGAAAAUUCAAGAAAAUUUAUGUCAGGAAAAUAUGGAGGAGUUGAAGGCUUUGCAAGAAAAGGUUGGUGUGUUAUUGGAGAAAGAAGAUGUGAAGUGGAAGCAGCGUGCAAAGAGAAACUGGUUCAACUUGGGGUUAAAAAUGCUAGAUACUUUCAUGAGUGUGCAAAUCAUAGGAGGAAAAUGA
This is a messenger RNA of Juglans regia (Persian walnut), 675 nucleotides long. RefSeq lists its product as uncharacterized. The transcript has a single exon. Bases 1 to 675 code for a protein of 224 amino acids. The record is from RefSeq and is a predicted model, not a curated record. NCBI's taxonomy places the organism in Eukaryota, Viridiplantae, Streptophyta, Magnoliopsida, Fagales, Juglandaceae.